AUGAGCUGCAAGAUUCUUCCCGACUUUGUGAAACACAUGAAGCGUGAUUCCUCUGGCAGGGGAUUCACCCACCUCGGCAAGGAUGGUGUAUUGCGUACCAUCUCAGGCGACUACAAGGUCCUCGACGCGCGCGGCCUCAACCCCGAACAGAUCAAGAAUAUUUUGGAUUUUAUGCCCGAGGAGGUUCAAAAAGUGGACUUUCGUGACGUGGAUGGCACAAAGGUGACAAGCCACGAAGCAUUAUUUCAUCCAGCGCCGGGAAUUCUGCCGACGAAACCGGACGAGAAGGAGGCUGCGGAGAGGCGGAAGUUGGUGAAGCAGAGUCAGGCGGCCUACCUGCAGGCGAAGAGGAAGGAGUACGAACUAUGA
Messenger RNA from Aspergillus thermomutatus, 369 nucleotides. RefSeq lists its product as uncharacterized. The record is from RefSeq and is a predicted model, not a curated record. The transcript is spliced from 2 exons. NCBI's taxonomy places the organism in Eukaryota, Fungi, Ascomycota, Eurotiomycetes, Eurotiales, Aspergillaceae. Bases 1 to 369 code for a protein of 122 amino acids.